This is a messenger RNA of Cajanus cajan (pigeon pea), 3294 nucleotides long. RefSeq names its product cytochrome P450 750A1. Gene Ontology annotation, molecular function: heme binding; monooxygenase activity; oxidoreductase activity, acting on paired donors, with incorporation or reduction of molecular oxygen. Lineage: Eukaryota; Viridiplantae; Streptophyta; Magnoliopsida; Fabales; Fabaceae. The record is from RefSeq and is a predicted model, not a curated record.
CUUGUGUAAAAAUAUUCAAACCCUUCUCCAUUUCCAUUCAAGCAAACAACGAAAAGAUGUUUCUGGCUAUCCCUGCAACACUCCUUGUGAUAUUCAUUUUGAUUGUAUCCUAUGUGUUGGUGCAUCGAAAGCAGCUUGAAGAUGAUACGAAACAUCCACCAGGUCCUAAGGCCCUACCAGUCAUUGGUAGCCUUCACUUGCUAGGGAAACUCCCACAUCGAGCCCUUCAAGACCUAGCCAAAAAAUAUGGACCCAUAAUGUCCAUCAAGUUAGGGCAAGUCCCAACCAUUGUGGUUUCCUCACCCGAAGCCGCUGAGUUAUUCCUUAAGACUCACGACACUGUCUUUGCUAGCAGGCCCAAAACUCAAGCAUCGGAAUACAUGUCUUAUGGCACUAAGGGCAUAGCUUUCACUGAGUAUGGUCCUUAUUGGCGCAACGUGAGAAAGUUGUGCACCACUCAACUUCUAACUGCAUCAAAAGUUGAGAUGUUUGCUCCACAGAGGAGGGAAGAGUUAGGGCUGUUGGUGAAGUCACUUGAAAAAGCAGCAGCCAAAGGUGAUUUGGUGAAUGUCAGCGAGAAGGUUGAGGAGCUUAUAGCAAAUGUUGCCAGUAAAAUGAUACUUGGUCACAGUAAGGACCAUAGAUUCGACGUGCCGGGGCUUGUUAAUGGGUAUCUGCAUUUGCUUGGAUUGUUCAAUGUUGCAGAUUAUGUACCUUGGGUCGGCAUCUUUGAUCUCCAGGGACUAAAAGAAAAAUUCAAGAAAACAAGUAAGGCAUUUGAUCAAGUGUUCGAUGAAAUCAUCGAGGAGCAUGAAGACCCUUCUUAUAAAGACAAGAGAAAUGUGCACUCUAAGUACUUUGUGGACAUAUUGUUGUCACUUAUGCACCAACCCAUGGAUCAUCAUGAACAAAAGCAUUUCAUUGAUAGAACUAACAUCAAGGCUAUUUUAAUGGAUAUGUUUGCUGCAUCAUUUGACACUUCUGCUGUUGCGAUUGAGUGGGCUAUGUCAGAACUCCUAAGGCACCCAAGGGUGAUGAAGAAACUUCAAGAUGAGUUAACAAAUGUAGUGGGAAUAAAUAGGGUGGUGGAGGAGUCUGACUUAACAAAGUUGUCAUAUUUGAACAUGGUAGUGAAAGAGACCUUACGGUUGUAUCCGGUUGGACCCUUGCUAAUUCCUCGUGAGUCCUUAGAAGAUAUCACAAUUAACGGAUAUUUCAUAAAGAAAAAGUCAAGAAUUUUAAUCAAUGCAUGGACAAUUGGACGAGAUCCUAAGGUUUGGUCAGAUAAUGCUGAGAUAUUUUAUCCAGAGAGAUUUGUGAACAACGAUAUAGAUAUUAGAGGACAUGACUUUCAACUUAUACCAUUUGGUUCUGGCCGCAGAGGAUGUCCUGGGAUACAAUUGGGUCUAAUUACUUUUAGUCUUGUUCUGGCUCAAUUAGUGCAUUGCUUCAAUUGGGAGCUUCCAUCUGGUAUCUCUCCUAAUGACUUAGAUAUGACUGAAAAAUUUGGUCUUUCCUUACCAAGAAGUAAUCACUUGUUAGCAGUACCAUCUUAUCGCCUAUUGAAUCCACCAGGUCCUAAGGCCCUCCCAAUUAUUGGUAACCUUCACAUGUUAGGAAAACUCCCACAUCGCAGCCUUCAGACACUUGCCAAAAAAUAUGGACCCAUAAUGUCCAUCAAGUUAGGACAAGUCUCAACCAUUGUGGUUUCCUCCCCAGAAGCUGCUGAGCUAUUUCUCAAGACUCACGACACUGUUUUUGCUAGUAGGCCCAAAACUCAAGCAUCGGAAUACAUGUCUUAUGGCAGUAAGGGCAUGGUGUUUUCUGAGUAUGGUCCUUAUUGGCGCAAUGUCAAAAAGUUGUGCACCACACAACUUCUAAGUGCAUCAAAAGUGGAGAUGUUUGCUCCAUUGAGGAGGGAGGAGUUAGGACUAUUUGUAAAGUCACUUGAAAAAGCAGCAGCCUCACGUGAUGUUGUGAAUGUCAGCGAGCAAGUUGGGGAACUGAUAUCAAAUAUUGUCUACAAAAUGAUACUUGGCAGCAAUAACGACGAUAGAUUCGACCUAAAGGGGCUUACUCAGGAGGUUUUGCACUUGUGUGGUGUGUUCAAUAUGGCAGAUUAUAUACCUUGGGCUGACUUCUUUGAUCUUCAGGGCCUAAAAGGAAAAUUCAUGAAAACAAUAAAGGCAUUUGAUCAAGUGUUCGAGCAAAUCAUCAAAGACCAUGAGUAUCCUUUUGGCAGCAACAAAAAAAGUGUAUACUCCGAGGACUUUGUAGACAUACUACUAUCAUUUAUGCACCAACCCAUGAAUAAACAUGAACAGAAGCAUGUUAUCGAUAGAACAAAUAUCAAGGCUAUUAUUUUAGAUAUGAUAGCAGGAGCAUUUGACACAUCUGCUGUUGUAAUUGAGUGGGCUAUGUCAGAACUUGUAAGGCACCCAAGGGUUAUGAAGAGACUUCAAGAAGAGUUAAAUAACGUAGUGGGGACAAAUAAGCAAGUGGAAGAGUCUGACUUGACAAAGUUGCCUUAUUUGAAUAUGGUGGUGAAAGAGACCUUAAGAUUGUAUCCUGUUGGACCCUUAUUGGUGCCUCGUGAGUCCCUACAAGAUAUUACAAUUAAUGGAUAUUACAUAAAGAAGAAGUCAAGAAUUUUAAUCAAUGCAUGGGCAAUAGGACGAGACUCAAAAGUAUGGUCAGAUAAUGCUGAGAUAUUUUAUCCAGAGAGAUUUGUGAAUAAGAAUAUAGACAUUAGAGGACAUGACUUUCAACUUAUACCAUUUGGUUCUGGUCGCAGAGGAUGUCCUGGGAUACAAUUAGGUCUGACAACUGUUGGUCUUGUUCUGGCUCAAUUAGUGCAUUGCUUUAAUUGGGAGCUUCCAUUCGGCAUGUCUCCUAAUGACUUGGACAUGACUGAGAAAUUUGGUCUUUCCCUUCCAAGAAACACACACUUGCUAGCUAUACCAACUUAUCGCUUAUUUAACAAAGAUUAGCGAAAGUUAUGAAACUACAAUAAGAGUGAAAUGUUGUUUUAGUGAAGUUUUAAUUAUCUCCCUUUUUCAAAUUAAUAUGGUUCAAUGAUGUGUACAUUCAACUUCUAUGUUGUACAAAUUAGAUUAGACGUAAGACAUUAGGAGAUGAUCUUGAUGGUUUUUUAAGUCAUUGUUUGUUUUUUAUUCAUAGAUCAGUUUGAUGUUUACGUGAGUAAUAUUAGCACAAAAAAUAUAUUUUUUAAUUCAUAGAAAACAUUACAAAAACAUUGAUAAAUCAAUGGUUGAUGAUCAACCCUUAUCUUUA